Messenger RNA from Helobdella robusta, 525 nucleotides. RefSeq lists its product as hypothetical. The record is from RefSeq and is a predicted model, not a curated record. NCBI's taxonomy places the organism in Eukaryota, Metazoa, Annelida, Clitellata, Rhynchobdellida, Glossiphoniidae. The coding region runs from base 1 to 525 and encodes 174 amino acids. The transcript is spliced from 4 exons.
AUGGCUGUUCAGUCCCGUGUUGAUUCAAUUACGCUGGCGAUGAUGAUGUCCCAUGCUCGGCCUGUUAGAAAAUCUUUGUCGGCCAUACAUAAGUCAAAAUUCUUCUUGAAGUUGGAAACAGUAUCUGAUUCAACAACGCAUGUCGGUAAAUUGUUCCAAAUAGAAAUCACUCUGUUAGAAAACGAAUACUUUCUUGUAUUUGGAACUUUUGAACAUGUAUUCUAUAGCGAUGUUCUCUGGUACGUGGAUCCGCAUCAAAACACAAAGCUGAAGCUCAGUGAACGUUUAAACAAAACCCCCAAAUCGUUUACUUCACCACAAAAAUCCAAGCGUCACACACUCUUGGGUCGUGAUUUCUUCGGACUGGGCAUCUUGCUACUCCUCACUAACAUCCAAACUGUGACAGGAGCAGGUAAAAGUCAUCAUUUUUUUUAUUUUGUUGAGAAAGUUCUUGAGAUGUCAACGAGCUUAAAUUCGCACGAAGCACUUGGGCCACCAGGUUCUCACAAAGUCACCAGAAACUGA